Molecule: messenger RNA, 1832 nt
Organism: Baudoinia panamericana UAMH 10762
Lineage: Eukaryota; Fungi; Ascomycota; Dothideomycetes; Mycosphaerellales; Teratosphaeriaceae
Product: glycosyltransferase family 31 protein
Exons: 2
Coding region: 197-1726 (509 amino acids)
Cellular component (GO): membrane
Molecular function (GO): glycosyltransferase activity
Source: RefSeq, a predicted model, not a curated record
CGGAGCGGCAACGAGCAUGAGUACGGAGCUACAGGUCUUGUCAUGGCCUGCACGAAACCGCAGCAGCGGCCCAGCAGGUGCCUUGUUUUCGCCUGCCAUGACCGCAUUGCCGUCCGUUAUGUUGAAGCGUAGGCCUUUACCUACGGGUUCCCGUAUGCGGGAUUGGCAGCAUGAAACGUAGGAAACGCCAUGAGAUAUGAACGUCUGGCAUGCUCUCCAAGAUAACUGGCUCGUGGACCGAAAACGGCGCUAUGUGGUCGCGGGAUGCGCCAUCGCAUUCACACUGUUCGUCGCAACCUUACUCUACCAAAGCCCCAAUCUCAGCCAGAGGAUCCUGAGCCAUGCAAAUCCACCCUCCAUCCCGUCAACACUUGACCAGGGCAAAGCAUCUUUGCCAGAAUUCUUCGACUGGCACACGCGCUCGCAGUUUCGCCCGGUCCAGCAGGCUGUCGAGAACAAAAGCGUACUAGAUCUCUGCCAUGCCUUCCCGACGCACCUCUUGCGCGACAUCCAGCCAGUGCUGAAAACGGGCCAUGCCGUGCUGGAAACCCGAGUCGGACCGCAUCUGCGAAGCGCCUCCGCAUGUCUCGAUAACUCCCUCCUCAUCUUCUCCGAUGUGGACGAGGACUUCUCCGGCUACCAAAUCAUUGACGUCGUCUCAGACCUUCGUUCCGACUUCGUGCGCGACAACAAGCAGCUCCGCAACUACACCAUCCUGAAGGAGCUGUCGGACAACGGCACCCUCCGACCAGGCGCCGGCUCUGACAUCAACGGCUGGCAGAUCGACAAGUACAAGUUCCUGCCGCAGAUCUCACGGGUCUGGCGCAUGCGGCCGGAAAAGCGAUGGUACGUAUUCUACGAAGACGACACGUACGUCGUUUGGGACAAUGUAUUCCGUCUGCUCACCAACUUCGACCCCGAUAUGCCGUGGUACUUUGGUUCUCCGUCUCCGGGCGUAGAGGGCACCUGGAUGGCUAAUGGUGGACCGGGCUAUAUUUUGUCACGGGAAGCCGUCCGCAGACUCGUCAGAGAUGACUUCGAUGCUGAAGGCGUGUUCAUCGGCUCAGCGCUGAGCCAAAGGUGGGAGGACGAGAUGACGGGUAACUGCUGCGGUGAUUCGGUGCUGGGCUUGGCGCUAUAUCAAGACGCACAUACGAGCUUGAGUGGAUUGUUCCCGAUGAUCCAACCCCACCCGCUACAUGGCAUACCUUUUAGCGACAGAUACUGGUGUCAGCCCGUUAUAUCCAUGCACAAGACUUUCAUCGAAGAUAUGGAGGGUUUGCGCCGGUGGGAAGAGAGUCGACGGCAAACCCGACGACCCCUGCUCUUUGCCGAUCUUGUCGAUUACCUCAAUCUGACUAAAGUCGCUGUCCGGGAAGACUGGGUCAAUAGUGAAUGGGGUGGGUAUCCACCACCUUCUGACAGCCCCGCGCACGCAUCAUUCGACGCUUGCGGGGAUGCAUGUAAGGCCGAUCCCAAUUGCUUCCAGUGGACAUACCACUUGCGAUCAUGCGUGUUUACCCCGUGGUUUCGGCUCGGGCAGGCCAAAGCGGCUGAAGUUGAGGAGUGGAGACCGCCGGAAGAAAAGUCAAUGCAAUGGAGUUCCGAGGACAAGAGAUUCAUGGCAGGCUGGGAUGUCGAGGGCAUCAAGCGGUGGAUGAGUGGUAAGGGCCGAGAUUGUAAGACCAUUCAGUGGGUCAGGCCGAGCGUGGAGAGGAUCUUUUGAUACGGCUACCUACCGGGAUGGAGUCUUUAUGAGCUCCAGGCGAAGCAUCCAGCAGCGAUGGUUCUGGAGUAGGUUAUACGUUGUCAGCGCAAGUUUCAAUCUUCCC